Messenger RNA from Oryzias melastigma (Indian medaka), 3395 nucleotides. It is a transcript of the gene irf2, whose product is annotated as interferon regulatory factor 2. NCBI's taxonomy places the organism in Eukaryota, Metazoa, Chordata, Actinopteri, Beloniformes, Adrianichthyidae. Gene Ontology annotation, cellular component: nucleus. Gene Ontology annotation, biological process: regulation of transcription by RNA polymerase II; immune system process. Gene Ontology annotation, molecular function: RNA polymerase II cis-regulatory region sequence-specific DNA binding; DNA-binding transcription factor activity, RNA polymerase II-specific. The record is from RefSeq and is a predicted model, not a curated record. The transcript is spliced from 10 exons. Bases 850 to 1881 code for a protein of 343 amino acids.
GGUUUCGUUUCUGGCAGAAAAGGAGUAGAAAGAAAAAGCUGUGGUGAGGAGGGGGAGAGAAAUAGGAAGUGAAAAUGAAAUACGACUCAAAGAUCGUGUAUUGUCGCGAAGAGAGUUUCAAAGAAGGAGUUAUUUUUUGUAUAUAUUUAUUCCUUUUUUCAUUUUUUUUAGACUUGAUCAUUUUUUUUUAUUAUUUUUAUGUAUUAUUUAAAAUAAUAAAUAAUGUAAUAGUAAAAUGGCGGAAUUGUGUGACUUAACAUUUUUCAUUUAUGCCUAAGUAAUUACAACAUAAAUUGGUGUAUUUGACGAAUACUUACUAAAAGUUAAUUUGAACAGUACGGAUAAAAUACAACAUAAAAUGCAGCUUCAAAACGAAACAAUUUACGUUCACAGUUCAAUUUUGUACUGAUGAGACCGAUGUUUUCGACGGUAAGAAAAAGGGAUCAGAGUGAGAUGUCUUCGCGUCAUGCUUUUCAAGGAGAGCGCUCAGCAGAGCGAUGACGCCGCCCGGGACCGAUCCAAAACGAGAGCAGGCGAGCUGAAGGGGGAUUUCCAUCUCGAACCUUCACUUCCCGAAGCGGCAGUUGUUUUGCUUUCGGUCUGGGUGCAGAAACAAAAAUAAAACAUCGGUAACCUGUUUUUUUCCCCCGUCUCCUUCACGCCUCGAACUACUUUUUCCCAACUUCGGCGGGGCCCUUUUUUCUGUAUUUCGUCCGCAGAGGUGUCAUUCGGCUGGCAGUCCAAAGCGAAAAAAAGGUAAUAUUUUAUUUCCGCAUGUUGACGGCUACGCCGUUACAACGCACACCGACUUCCCACCGGACGACAUGACAGACCCGUAGCUCUGCCACAAUGCCAGUUGAAAGAAUGCGGAUGCGGCCGUGGCUGGAGGAACAGAUCAACUCCUGUCAGAUUCCGGGGCUUAAAUGGGUGAACAAAGAGAAAAGGAUCUUCCAGAUCCCGUGGAUGCACGCUGCUCGCCACGGCUGGGACCUGGAGAAAGAUGCUCCGCUCUUCAUGCGAUGGGCCAUACACACUGGCAAAUACCAGCCCGGUAUAAACCGUCCGGAUCCAAAGACGUGGAAGGCCAACUUCCGCUGUGCCAUGAACAGCCUGCCAGACAUCCAGGAGGUGAAGGAUAAAAGCAUCAAAAAGGGAACCAACGCCUUCCGAGUUUAUAAAAUGCUCUCAUACGCAGAGAGAAACCUGAAGAAAGGAAAGAAGAAGACAGAUAAAGAGGGAAAGCCAAAGGCAUCUCCUCCGUAUCCUGAUGGAACAAGUCUUGAAUCUUACUCCGGGCUUGCUGACUCGAUCAAGAAGGAAGAGACAUCUUCUUUGUAUCCAGAUGGAACGAAUCUUGAAUCUUACUCUGGGCUUGCUGACUCUAUCAAGAAGGAAGCAGUGAUUGACAGUCCCUCAGAAAUUCACAGUCCAGCAGACGACCAUUUGCUCAACAGCGAGCACCUGCCGUACGUCUGCCAGACAAUAGAGGUGACCACCGAGAACGAGGAGCAGACCGUCAGCUCCUCCCACUCGUACCCGCUCCAGAUCUCCCCCGUGUCCUCGUGCUGCGGUAGCGACACAGAAAGUGAUACAGAGGACGUCAAAGAGAGUGGUAAUCCGGCUUGGAAAGGAGACGGCGGCUCAUCGGUUCUCAGGAUCCCCUCGUGUUCCCUCCCGGGUAUGGUCACUUUUGUGAACCCCAACAAGCCCAACUUCAGGAUAACAAGCACCAGAGACCCCAGGCCGCUCAUCAGCUACCACCUCGACGGCUGGACGCCGAGCUACAGCCAGAACCCCCUCACCCCCACAUCCAGCAGCCACAGUCACGAGAUGCGUGCCAGCGUCAUUAGGAAAACCUCCGACAUCACCUCCUCCUCCUGACCUCGCAUCACGACUUAAAAAGCACAGAAAUGACAGAACUUGUGGCUUGUCCAUCAAAAAAGAAAAAAAAAGAAAAAAAAAAAGGGGUGAAAGCUUCCAAACUUUAGAUUUUCCCCCCUCCUCUUUUGUGUCUGGUCCCUCAGUGGCUUCCCGUCUUUUCUGGCUGUUGUGUUCCACUAUGUGGCGAGAAAGGAAAACUGAAGCCUCAAUCAUCCAUGUGGCGCCGGUACAUCACCUGACCUCAGGGGAAUCCCUUUACUGCCAUCAACACCUGUUGUUUUUCAAAGUUCUCAGCGUUGUUUACUCUCCACCUUUUUAACUUAAUCUUCUUUUAGCUUCAAAACGGGCAGUUUAAGAACUUUUUCUAACUAAAUGAAACAUUUUCUGUGAAUUUGCAUUCUGAAAGCUGCAGCCCAGGUCUUCAGGUUUCUGAGUCACACCUGAUGGAACAGUGUGUAACAGCUACUGACAUCUAGUGGUGGGGUUGGGGUAUAGCACGUCGUUUGAUUGAAUCAUUAGUGCUGUUUGAAUGCAGAAGUGAAACGCUUAAAAGGUUUCCUGAUCGUUGGCACAACUUUUAAGUCAGAUUUUAAUGCACUCAGAUGACUAAACUUAGCAGUUAUUGCUUCUUUUGAGGCAAAUUGGGAAUCUGAAAGAUCCCAAUAAACAAAAUCUAUGCAAAUUGUUUUUUUUUUUAAAUAUUUUUAAUCUUGUGUACACAUAUUGCUGCGUUAUAGCUGCUAUAAAAAUAACUAUUAUGUUGUAAAUGAUUAAUAAUGUACUGUUUGUGUGGAUUAAUUGUAGUCGUUACACGCUGUUCCUUUAGCUCGCGGCUGCGGUAAAGGGUUUACCGGGGACACAUGGAUGGACCAAAGACAAGGAAGUCGUCUCAAACUACAGAUAUAUGAAGCGGCUUCAUGGUGGCGAAUCUUUGUGGCUUUAAAGGAACUGUGGGGAUGUCUCCUCCUUCGCCUCCUGCUGUUUCUUCCAAAUCCACUGUUUGUGAUGAGAACGGAGACCUUACUGACGUGCCUUUUUAACAAACUGUGCUCAAUCCUAAAUAUCUGUUUUUAAAGAUUCCUAAGUGAGAUCUAUAAAACUAAAUGUGAGUCAUGUUGCUUUUAUUACAUGGGAGAGGGAAGUGUGUGCUUCAAGCAGAGGUUUUGUGUGUCGUUUUUGUUGUUGUUGAGGAAAGAACGGACGUGUUUGGAUCUUCUAAAGUUCGCUGGAGCACGGCGAGCAGUAGGAACACCUCAAAGAAUUUAAAUCAGUUGAAAUGAUUUCAUUGUCAGCUGCUGAUGUUUGUGAUUUGAACGAACGUUUGUGGUUUUUAAUAUUGGAGGGGACAUCACGGUCCAACACUGAAAUAUUCAACCUCUUCAGGACACUUCAUUUCUGCUAUGUCUGUGAAAUGUCAUUACUUGCAAAGAUGUAAAAUUCAAGUCGGCUCUAGUUGCUCGAUAUGCUGAAAACCACACGUGAAUUAGCGGAAAUAAAAUGUUUUUUUGUAUUUA